Helobdella robusta is the source of this 249-nucleotide messenger RNA. RefSeq lists its product as hypothetical. The annotation marks the transcript as partial. Gene Ontology annotation, cellular component: nucleus. The record is from RefSeq and is a predicted model, not a curated record. NCBI's taxonomy places the organism in Eukaryota, Metazoa, Annelida, Clitellata, Rhynchobdellida, Glossiphoniidae. Gene Ontology annotation, biological process: cell differentiation; regulation of transcription by RNA polymerase II. The transcript has a single exon. Gene Ontology annotation, molecular function: DNA-binding transcription factor activity, RNA polymerase II-specific; sequence-specific DNA binding.
ACAAACUACCUUUGGGAAUUCCUUCUUGACCUCCUCGACAAUCCCAAAUACUCUCCAUCCUUCAUCAGCUGGGUGGACAAAUCAGACGGCAUCUUCAGACUGAACAACACCAAAAUAGUUGCUUCCAUGUGGGGGCAGUGCAAGGGUAAGUCCUCAAUGAGUUACGAAACUAUGGGUAGAGCACUGAGGUACUACUACACCCGAGGGAUCCUUAGUCGCAUACCUGGACAACGACUUGUGUACCAGUUC